AUGAUGGAGAACCAGGAAGACCUCUGUACAAAACUGAGUGAACUAUUCCAGAAAAGCAGCACCUCAGAGAACAAGAUUAGGCUGAAAGUGAGAAGUAGUUGCCUGUGGGAAGAUACUUUGGUGAAAAUGAAGAGAGUAAACCCUGACUGUUUAAAUGGAAUUGUAACUGUCCAGUUCAUUGGAGAACCUGCAGUGGAUGAGGAAGGACCAUAAAAACUUAUUCUGCCUGAUGCACAAGCAUAUGCAGUAGUCAUCAAGUCUGUUCACAGGGCCUCCUGCCAGCCGUAGAUUUGUCCACAAUACGAUUGCUCUACAGAGGGAGGAGUAUCUCCAUUAUGGCGUUAUUUCAGCACUAUCAGUAGAUCAAGGAUCACCUGGCCCUGCAAUGUUUGCUGCCCCUGUCGUAGACUACAUACUAUAUGGUAAAUUAGAUGCAAUGAAAGUAUCAGUUUGUGACCUCCUAAGUGGGAAAGUUAAAACAACUUUAGAAGAGCUGGAGGCCAUCAGCGGCCCAGUAAAGUUCAAGCAAGAAGUUUCUUCUAAUACACCUUUAAGGUUCAAAGCAGGAUAUACAAAGCCUGUUGUCGCUUUUGAAGACAAGCAAAAAUUUAUCAGAUGCAUCUGCCUUCACCAGCUCAUUUUAUCAACCCAGUCUGAAAUUGAUCAGUUUAUUAAAGGACUGAUGACAAAUGGCAUCUUGAAUGUGAUUAGAAACAAUCCAGACAAACCUCGCAAGUUACUGCAGCAUGAUAAUAACGAGAGGCUAACUGCUCAGGUUGUAGACAACCAGUUUCAUUGCAUUUUUUUGAAUAACCUGGCCUUUUUAAUGUACUGAUAAAGGUAGGAAAACAACUGAUGACAGUUUUGAUGACUCAGACGAGGAACAAGAUGAUGAAGAGAAGGAGAUUGAUGAUAUUGAUGAUGUCUUGCAAAUAUUUGUGAAGAAAGGCAAGGGAGCUGGCAGGAGAUCUAAGUGGCAAUGACUUAAUUGACAUUGUUGUCACAAAAUUUACAAAAGGUAUUAGAAGAGCUAAAGGCGCGGGCUUCUAGCAGAGGUGAGGAAAUCACAUUUACUGCCAAUCAGUUGCGUAGCAAGUUUAAGAAAUGUGUUGGCUUCUGUAAGCAGGCAGCUCUCACACAAAGAACCGCCACAGGAAUCAAGAGGUUCCAAGAGGACCAUGGUUUCGGGAAGUGGUUUCAUGCUCUCUUUGAAGUUGUCAAGACAAGAAGAGCCAUCCUCGUCAAACUCAGGGAGGACAACCCCAAGUAGUGAGGGGCUUGUUUGUUCCUGUUAAAAAUGUUAGAAAAAGCAAACAACAAAAGAGAAGCUGGAUGCCACAACACUUGAAGCAGCCUUUUAUGAGGGAAGAAAUGGAGAAAUCCAGAGAACAUGAAUUUAAAUUACAAAAUGGCAACUAUGAUUCUUUUCAAACCAUGCAAUCAUUACCUGGAAGAUGUUGAACAAGGCUUAGUGACCUCAAAUGUCCUAGAUCCUGACACAGAAGAGUGAGUGUGUUCCAGUGAAGUGGAACUCGCACCUGUUUUGCAGUUGCUAACAGGAUGUGAUGGAAUACUUGCUAUUGGAUUUGACACAAGUUUAACUAUCAUGUUUGAUCACGAUAAGCCCCAUAGGAAACUAACAGCAAACACCUGUUCCUGCUCCCUUAACUUUCCAGUUUGUGAUUUGCUCACCAAUUAUGAGUCAUUCAAAGAAUGA
Molecule: messenger RNA, 1717 nt
Organism: Pocillopora meandrina
Lineage: Eukaryota; Metazoa; Cnidaria; Anthozoa; Scleractinia; Pocilloporidae
Source: the annotation of a GenBank genome assembly